AUGAAUGUUGAAGACAAAAACUCGGACUUGAGUAUAAAUGUAAAUCGAGGGAAAACACAGUCUUACUCCGAAGAUGUUUUCCAAGCUGAAGCUGGUGAAGAAAAACAUUUGGCUUAUCUCGAUGAAGAUAAAAAGCUCCAUAAAGAUUUAAAAGCACGUCAUAUUACCAUGAUCGCCAUUGGUG
Ascoidea rubescens DSM 1968 is the source of this 184-nucleotide messenger RNA. RefSeq lists its product as uncharacterized. The record is from RefSeq and is a predicted model, not a curated record. The transcript has a single exon. The annotation marks the transcript as partial. NCBI's taxonomy places the organism in Eukaryota, Fungi, Ascomycota, Saccharomycetes, Ascoideales, Ascoideaceae.